Salmo salar (Atlantic salmon) is the source of this 2299-nucleotide messenger RNA. The record is from RefSeq and is a predicted model, not a curated record. NCBI's taxonomy places the organism in Eukaryota, Metazoa, Chordata, Actinopteri, Salmoniformes, Salmonidae.
ACUUAACCCAAAGGAUGGCGCUUGCCGUAGAUGAAACGUUAGCGUAGUCUUACGGUUAGCUAGUUUACAUGGAUACGAAUUGCAUUACAUUAGCAGGGUAGCUACAGUUAACUCGAAUUUGACGAUGUUUUGUUGUACUUCUAGAUAAUGUUCAUUUUCUUGGCCAACGUCAGCUCUAAUUAGUUAGCUGGCUAAAGUAGGUAGUUAACGGUUAGCCCGAACUGGUUAGAUAAGUCUCUUUGCUUGCUAACGUUAGUUGCAUAGAAAAGUAGGUAGCUAGCCAAGCAAGAAGCAAUUUCACCUACCAAUACUAAAGAAAUGCACGCGCUAGCUGCGGUGACAUGUGGUAGUUAACUACGAACAUUUUAAAAAGCUUUCCUAAACGUAAACUACGAAGGCCACUUGUUAGUUAUUCAGGUGUUUCAACGCAAACUUCGUUUUUAGUGAAGUCGGUAUCAACUUGCAAAAAAAAAACUUGUUUCUUAUUCCAACACUCGUUACCUGGAUGGCUGCACUCCCGAGAAGAACACUUGCGUUCGAAGCAGGUUUAAAGAGGAUCCGAUAGAGAAAAUGUCAUUCCUAUGCUGAGAUUACUUGUGAGGGUGCGUUAGGUCUAUUGACAGACGAAUGAGGUUGUUGCUUCAAGGGUACCUUCAGCCCUUGCAUCGGAAAAGCAUGGAAGAAAAGUCCUGCUCUUCAAGUGCUGUUGCAGCAGACAGCUCAGUCGACGUGAUGGCUGAGGCAAAGAAAUUGAUUGGUGCCGGGAACAGGCAUCUGGUGAUGGGUGACGUAGUUUCUGCAGUCAACGUGUUCCAGGAGGCUUGCGGCAUGUUGGCUGAGCGUUAUGGGGACACCGCAGAUGAGUGUGGAGAGGCCUUCUUCCUGUGUGGGAAGUCUCUGCUGGAGCUUGCCAGGAUGGAGAACACGGUCCUGGGUGAUGCUCUGGAGGGAGUCCCUGAGGGGUCAUCUGAAGAGGGGGAGAAGCAGGAGAACUCCAAGUUUGAGAGCGCUGACAACUUGGAUGAGGAAACAAGGGACGAGCUUCGAAUGCAGGUCUAUGACGCAAUGGCCGAGAAGGAAACCACUCAUAGGGAAGAUGGGGCAACUGAGCCAAAGGGGAAGAUGGAAACAACAGAAGAGGGUGCUGCCAAGUCUCCUGUCAAGAACGGGAAUGAGCAUUUCGAACCUCCUGUGAAUGGGGUGGAGAAGACUCCUGAAGGGAAAGCGGAAGGUGUGAAGACUGAAGAACAGAAUGGAAAUGGCAAAGAAGUUGAGGAAAAGAUGGAGGAAGAGGGUGAAGGUAGACUUGAUGAUGAUGAUGAUGAAGGGGAAGGCACUGCUGAAGACAAGGAGAGUGAAGAGGAAGUAGGUAACCUGCAGCUUGCCUGGGAGAUGCUGGAAGUUGCCAAGGUCAUCUAUAAAAGGAAGGCGAAUGAGGCGGACCAGUUGAUGGCAGCUCAGGCCUAUCUAAAGCUGGGAGAAGUUGGUGCUGAAUCUGGUAACUACCCUGCAGCGGUGGAGGACUUCCAGGACUGCCUGGCCCUGCAGAUGAAGCACCUGCCCCCCCACAGCCGCCUGCUGGCUGAGACUCACUACCAGCUGGGAAUGACUUACUGCUACACAGGCCAGUACAGCCAGGCCAUCCAGCACUACAGCAGCUCUGUCAAGGUCAUUGAGGGCCGCCUGGCCAUGCUCCAGGAGGUGCUCGACAAGGGUGAGAAUGGCGCUGAGGGGAAGACUGAGCUGGAGGAGCUGAAACUGCUGCUGCCUGACAUUGCUGAGAAGGUGGAGGACGCCAAGGAGAGUCAGAGGACAGCAGGAUCAGCCUCCGUGGCCAUACAACAGACCCUGGCUGGGGCCUCUACUUCAUCAGCAUUCCCAGCUUCAGCAGAAAAAAGUGGACCAUCAGCAUUUGAAGCCAGUCAGAUCGCUGUCACGUCAGCAGCUGAUGGUGUGUCCACCAACACCGCAUUAGACAUUUCCCACCUGGUCAGGAAAAAGAGGAAAAUGGAGGAGAGCCCCAUAAAGGACACAGAUGCUAAAAAGAACAAGCAGGAAACUACAGUUAAUGGCAGCGGUGACUCCGGCUCUGCCAGCAACGAAGUCCAGGAGAAAGGGGCACAGGAGCCCGCCAAGCCGUCCUCUGACUCUUCUGUGUGAUUUGACUUCCUGAUCAUCUAGCCAGCAGAGCAUGCCUGUCCCCCUAACACUUGUUUCUGUAAAUAUGAACAUUCUCUCACUUGCUGACAUUUUUUUUGUAUACUUGUAGUAAUAAAAGUUCAAUAUUUGCAUAUCUGAA